UGAAAAAUUGCCAUUAAAAUAUAAUAUAAUAAUAAAAUAUUGAAGUAAAAUUAAGAGGUGUAAAAUGGAGAACUGGCAAUCGAUAUAUUUUUUUAUGAUAAUUUCUUGUUUGAUUUUUAACGAAGGUAUUGAAAAUAAAUAUUUGGGUGAAAAAAAAAUAUGUCCGUUUGAAAAAGGUAUCACAAGAAAAGCUGCUAAAAUUGGUGACAUAGAAACAUUAAAACUAGCUUACGAGAGUAAUUGUGAAUGGGAUGAAUAUACGACUAUUGAAGCUGCUGCAAAUGGACAUUUCGAAUGUUUAAAAUAUGCACAUGAAAAUGGCUGUGGCUGGGAUGAAGAAACAACUAGAGACGCUGCUGCAAAGGGACAUUUUGAAUGUUUAAAAUAUGCACAUGAAAAUGGAUGUCCAUGGGAUGUAAGCACAGCGAUAUAUGCUGCAACAAAUGGGCAUUUACAAUGUUUAAUCUAUGCACAUAAAAAUGGCUGCAGUUGGAAUGCUGAUAUAACAAGAUACGCUUCUUUGAAUGGACAUUAUGAAUGUUUAAAAUAUGCACAUGAAAAUGGUUGCAACUGGAUUAAAGACAUAUCUAAAUAUGCUGUUAUAGGAGGUAAUUUAGAUUGUUUAAAAUAUGCACAUGAAAAUGGAUGUUCAUGGGAUGAAAGCAUAACGAUAGCAGCUGCAACAUAUGGGCGUUUAGAAUGUUUAAUCUAUGCACAUAAAAAUGGGUGUCAUUGGAAUGCAGAAACAACAAGAAACGCUGCUUUAAAUGAAUACUAUGAAUGUCUAAAAUACGCACAUAAAAAUGGAUGCCACUGGAAUAAUGACGUAACUACAUAUUCUGUUAUAGGAGGUAAUUUAGAUUGUUUAAAAUUUGCUCACGAAAAUGGAUAUCCAUUAGAUGAUGACAUAACUAUAGAGGCUACUCUAAGAGGUAAUUUAGAAAUUUUAAAAUAUGCACAUGAAAGUGGAUGUCCAUUAGAUGAUGGCAUAACUAUAGAGGCUACUGUAAGAGGUAAUCUAGACAUUUUAAAAUAUGCACAUGAAAAUGGAUGUCCAUUAGAUGAUAAGAUAACUACUGUGGCUAUUGAAAAAGGUUAUUUUGAAAUUUUAAAAUAUGUACAUCAAAAUGGAUUUCCAUGGCAUAAAAGAACAACAAAAGUAGCUGCAAGUUAUGGUAAUUUAGAAUUUUUAAAAUAUGCUCAUGAAAACGAUUGCAAAUGGUAUGAAGGUACAGUAAUUACAGCAGCCAUGAAUGAUAAUUUAGAAAUUUUAAAAUAUGCACAUAAAAAUGGAUGUUCAUGGGAUUAUGACACAACUAGAGCUUCUGCAGCAAGUGGUUGCUUGGACUGUUUAAAGUAUGCUCAUGAAAAGGAGUGUCCAUGGCAUGAAGCAACAUUAAAUACAGCUGCCGCGCAUGGUAAUUUAGAUUGCUUAAAAUAUGCAUAUGAACAUGGAUAUAAUUGGAUAGUUGGUACGACGAGAGGGGCUGCUGCAAAUGGACGUUUAGACUGCUUGAAAUAUGCUAUUGAAAAUGGUUGUGAAUGUGAUGAAGGCACAACAAGGGAAGCUGCUGCAAGUGGUUGUAUUGACUGUUUGAUAUUUGCUCAUAAAAAUGGAUAUAAAUGGGAUGUAGGAACAAAGAGCGCCGCUGCUGCAAAUGGUCAUUUAGACUGCCUAAAAUAUGUUCAUGAAAAUGGAUGUGAAAUAGAGUGUGAUAUCGUACAUGGUGCAUUUGUUAACGGACGCGAGACGUGUUCAAUUUAUGAGUUUUAUCCUUUGGUGUCGCCCGGCUAUAAGAUUGUAGAAUCACCUAACAAUCUGAUUUAUUACCCUGUAAUGACUAAUCAAGUAGAUAACGUAAAAAUUGAAAUUAAAGAUCAAAACGGAGAACUUGUCGAUUUCAGAGGUGAGAGUGUAACAGUUCGUGUUCAUAUCCGUUAUGGGAGUACGAUAUAA
Molecule: messenger RNA, 1957 nt
Organism: Daktulosphaira vitifoliae (grape phylloxera)
Lineage: Eukaryota; Metazoa; Arthropoda; Insecta; Hemiptera; Phylloxeridae
Exons: 4
Coding region: 65-1957 (630 amino acids)
Molecular function (GO): protein binding
Source: RefSeq, a predicted model, not a curated record